AUGGCCAUCCUGGAGAGGCUGUGCCGCGCGGCGCCGCCUGGCGAUGACGAGGAUGAGGCCUUGAUCGUGCGGGACUCCCUUCAGGCCGUGAUCGCGGCCCGGGCGGCUGGCGUCGUCGACAUUGGCGCGCUGUUCGGCGCGCUGCUGGAGCAGCUGUCAUGCCUCAACACGGAAGUGUGCGACGGCUGCAUCGCAAAAGCCAGGCUCCAUGCGGCGGCGAGCCGCGACACCGAGGCGGCGGUUGCGGAUGACCAGAAUUCCGGGGCGAAGGCCAGCGUCGCGGAGAAGCCGCGGGCUCCCGCCUGCAGCGUGUGCGGCGAGGCGCAGGGGCCGGACGGCCAGCGCCCGCACCUGUGCAGCGGCUGCCGCAAGCCGGGGCUGCGCUACUGCAGCAAGGCGUGCCAGCGAGUCCACUGGAAGGGCGGCCACCGGGAGGAGUGCAAGGCGCUGCAGAAGGAGCGGGCGGAGCGCUCAGCGGCGCAGGGCAAGCAGGAGUAG
This is a messenger RNA of Monoraphidium neglectum, 498 nucleotides long. RefSeq lists its product as hypothetical. The transcript is spliced from 2 exons. Bases 1 to 498 code for a protein of 165 amino acids. Lineage: Eukaryota; Viridiplantae; Chlorophyta; Chlorophyceae; Sphaeropleales; Selenastraceae. The record is from RefSeq and is a predicted model, not a curated record.